ACAGCGGUCCGCUCGGUGGUUUGGCCCGACCUGGCCUACCGGACCUGCUGGAUGGAUCCUGGCGUGGCCAAGGCUCGGCCGAGCUCCUGGCACCGCCUCCCAGCUGUCUCCCGUAGGUGGGGGAAGGCAGGACUGACGCCCAGUGAGUAUUUUCCUCCAGCUACUCUGGUGGGUCUGAAGAUGACAACACGGCAAGAAGUCCUGAUCCUCUACCGAAGCAUUUUCAGGCUUGCACGGAAAUGGGAGGCAGCAUCAGGGCAGAUGGAAGACACCAUUAAAGAAAAACAGUACAUAAAAAAUGAAGCCAGAACACUGUUCCGGAAAAACAAAAAUCUCACAGACCCAGAGCUGAUUAAACUAUGUAUACAUGAAUGCACAGCCAGAAUUGAGAUUGGACUGCAUUACCAGAUUCCUUAUCCACGGCCAAUUCAUCUGCCUCCAAUGAGUCUCAUCCCACUACGAGGGCGGAGACUUCAAACCCAGGAGAAACUGAGAAAACUUUCCAAACCAUUGUAUCUGAAGUCUCAUGAUGAAGUUUCCUAACAUGGAGGACAAUUUCCUUUGAGAACAGCAAGCCUAUUCAGUUUUGAAUAUAAACCAGGCAAUAUACCCUUUUUGAUUAGAAGCAAAAACAUGUCCUUCAAACUUACAAAAUUGGUCCUCACCCUAUGACAUGUGGCUGCUAGCAUCCCUAGGGUUUUUCAGGGUCUUGUUGCUACGUGAACUGAUGACAUUAACCCUAGAGGUCAUGGACUUACAUCUUCACUGAAGUCAUCCUUGGGAACAGUCUAAGGCCUGUGGAGGAAGGCUGAAAGCAAUUCCCGAGACUGCCUUUCAGCACACAUCAACUGAUGCAAACGGGUUAACUAGUUGCUACAAGUUCACAUGCCUCCAGAACUAUGCUGCUCCCAAAAUACUUUCUAGGGAUUUUUCCACAAGUUCUUUUCAUUUGCUUGAAGUGGUUUCUGUAUAGUCCUUUUUUGUUCUUUUUUUCUUUCUUUUUUUUUUGGUCUCCUGACUAUUGUAAUUUCCAGAUAUACUCCCUUAAUAAAGAACAGCUUUGGAUUG
Psammomys obesus (fat sand rat) is the source of this 1068-nucleotide messenger RNA. It is a transcript of the gene Lyrm1, whose product is annotated as LYR motif containing 1. The transcript has 4 exons. Lineage: Eukaryota; Metazoa; Chordata; Mammalia; Rodentia; Muridae. Gene Ontology annotation, cellular component: mitochondrion. The record is from RefSeq and is a predicted model, not a curated record. The coding region runs from base 52 to 543 and encodes 163 amino acids.